This is a messenger RNA of Giardia duodenalis, 360 nucleotides long. RefSeq lists its product as uncharacterized. Lineage: Eukaryota; Fornicata; Diplomonadida; Hexamitidae. The record is from RefSeq and is a predicted model, not a curated record. Bases 1 to 360 code for a protein of 119 amino acids. The transcript has a single exon.
AUGAACACCAGAGAGUACAUAGAGAGGCUGUUGAGCGCAGAGGAGGACAAGUUGCCUUCGGAUUAUGUCCACCAGGAUCUUCUCGUUCCAGGUGCAAACAUACUCCCUGACAUCAGCUACGGACAGAUUCAGGCCCAGACCCACUCACCUCUGCCUGCAAAAGCUUCUGAAGAUUCCCCGUGCCCACUAACCAUGACAGACGAGGAGCUCCGCGAACGCCUCCUCAAGGCCAUGGCUGAAAAGUGCAAUCUUCGAGAGGACCAGAUGGCAAACGUGCUCCUGCAGAUCCAGCGACUUGUCGCGGAGCUUCCUGCAGAAGAGCUGCGGGUCUUCAGGAGGGCAUAUAACUCCUUUGUGUAA